GAAGGCGCAGAUUUGCUUCAACGAGUCUCUGCGUUCGCUCCAGCAGCAUCAGGACUUGCUCAAGCGCGACGAGGCGGAGGCGUGCGAGGACCUAAAGGAGACAGGCCUGCUCCAGGCCGUGCAGCUCUACAACCUCAUGUACGGCGGCAAGGCGCUCGCCAUGGGCAUCACCCAACAAGUGCAGAUCAUGACGCAGAAGCAGGACGCGGUGUUCCAGCGGCUGACAAGCUUCGCAGUGUGGGUGCAGAACUGCACGAAGCACUGCGAGACGGUCGAGCGCGAGACGCGGGAGAGCCGUGA
Messenger RNA from Trametes versicolor FP-101664 SS1, 300 nucleotides. RefSeq lists its product as uncharacterized. The record is from RefSeq and is a predicted model, not a curated record. The transcript has 2 exons. NCBI's taxonomy places the organism in Eukaryota, Fungi, Basidiomycota, Agaricomycetes, Polyporales, Polyporaceae. The annotation marks the transcript as partial.